CAUAGCAAUUCCCCCUUCUAACAAAAACAUGAUUCUCCCUUAUUUCCAACUACUCCAAAUCCCUAUAAAUAUUUAAUCAUCCCAUAAAAUAAAUAAAUAAAUAAAUAAAUCUCAAAAAAUAAAAAAUAAAAUAAAUCUCAAAAAAUGCAUCCUACAAUAUUUUUAAUAAUAUUCCUUCUUAUUCCGUUAGCCGCCGCCGCCGCCGCCGCCGCCAGCCGAAACACCACGAUAACUUCCCCGUGGCUGCGCCAAUCGAUCAACCACGGCCGCCGCUCCGGCUGCCGGUGGCAGCCGUGGAUUUGCGACGUCGACAACCACGGCGGCGACCCGGAGGCCCCGAGAGUCCGCCGGAGAUGCUGCCGGAAUCGGUGCGUCGACGUAUUUUCCGACGUGAAUAAUUGCGGAAUGUGCCGGAUACGGUGUCGUUUUACGCGGCAGUGCUGCCGCGGAAUCUGCGUGAACACGAACCGGAAUCCGUACCAUUGCGGGCGGUGCGGGCGGCGCUGCCGGUGGCCGAGCCGCUGCGUUUACGGCAUGUGCGGAUACGCGGAGGAGCCGCGGCCGAAGCACGACCGGCGGCGCCGCCCGCCUCCGGCGGGCUGAACCGGCCGGUUUUUUGGGGUAAUGGUUUAUGAAUAUAUAUGUGGAUUUGUUGAUGUUUGGGUUUGGGAAUUGUUUGGUUGGAAAUU
Molecule: messenger RNA, 689 nt
Organism: Andrographis paniculata
Lineage: Eukaryota; Viridiplantae; Streptophyta; Magnoliopsida; Lamiales; Acanthaceae
Product: stigma-specific STIG1-like protein 4
Exons: 1
Coding region: 145-603 (152 amino acids)
Source: RefSeq, a predicted model, not a curated record